AUGACCGUUGAAUUGAACAGUGCGAAUGGAGAUAUCUCCGUGCAGCGAGUGAAGCGAACAGUUCGGAUUGUGAACGAAUCAAUACAAAGGAGAGUGCACAAACGAGAAACAGGAACGAGACCGAUGGCAAGCUACCGUAUGGCCAAACCCUCAUGUCACACGACAAGCCCAGAAGACUGUCCCAAAUGUUGCACUUGCGCACUUGUGGUGCCAGACCCCGUGACGACCGAGAUUCCAUUCCUUGUGACGAUGGGGAAUGGUUACGGUAGUGUACUUAGUGUACUGUACCCAAGCUGUGAUGCCUUUAGUACAGCGAUGCCCCAUUAA
Molecule: messenger RNA, 327 nt
Organism: Neurospora crassa OR74A
Lineage: Eukaryota; Fungi; Ascomycota; Sordariomycetes; Sordariales; Sordariaceae
Exons: 3
Coding region: 1-327 (108 amino acids)
Source: RefSeq, a predicted model, not a curated record